Hydatigera taeniaeformis is the source of this 399-nucleotide messenger RNA. NCBI's taxonomy places the organism in Eukaryota, Metazoa, Platyhelminthes, Cestoda, Cyclophyllidea, Taeniidae. The record is from the annotation of a GenBank genome assembly.
AUGUGUUGCCCGUACGAAGGAGUCUACUGCGAAUCGGAGCGCUCGGGUCACCUUCUCGACAUGACAGGUCUUGGUGAUCCACGAAUAACUGAUCCUAUUAUUCGAUUGAAUCUCAAGCUACGCCACACCGAUGUGCUUAUUUUAAGCCAAUUCUUGCGUCCUGACGGAACGGUUUUACCUCGCGAAGUUUCCGGUUUGACUAGGGGCUCACAGUUUUAUGUUGAAAUGCUCAUCGAACGCGCUCGGAAUGCAGGUCUCCUUCCAAUAUCAAUUGACGCCAAUGGGAAGCACACGUACAAGGAACGAGGACCACAUGUUAAGAACGUUUACUAUGACACCGACAUAAUCGGCCUGCCAAAGUUCUCCAAAAUUACCCCCACUUACAAACCCCCUGCGUAA